AUGAAUCUUCGCGGUGGACUGACGAUACUUCUUUUCGUUCUCGCGGAUCUCGACUGCGCGAUCCUGAGGAUCGUGCGGGAAAAUCAUUCGCCCUGCGGAUGUCCAGCAGCGUCGCUCAGACAACCACGGGCCAUUCGAUUGGAAAGAAACGUCACUUCCUCCGCUGUGGACGAGCGAAAGAACAUUGGAAUAACAACAGGACGUAUCUUCAACGGGAAACCGAGCAAACGGGGCUCUUGGCCCUGGCAGGUGUCUCUUCAACUUCUCCAUCCAAAGCUGGGAUUUAUUGGCCAUUGGUGCGGUGGCGUUCUCAUUGAACCCACAUGGGUCGUCACGGCUGCCCAUUGUAUUCAUAACGAGCUUUUCAAUUUACCAAUUGGUGCACUAUGGACGGUAGUCGUCGGAGAAUGGGAAUUGGACUCCGGCGGACGUGGCUCGGCGAGGCUACCUGUUGAACGAGUGAUCCUCCACGAGAGAUUCAAUAAUUACAUGCACGACAUUGCUCUGAUGAAACUGGCUAGGCCAGCUCCAUUAUCCAAGGUGGUGCGAACGAUCUGUUUACCGGAACCGGAAGAGGAGCUUGGAAAAGGGCAGUGCGUGACUUCUGGUUGGGGUCGAUACGGACCCUCUCAAUCACUAUCCACCGCUCUUUUAGAAGCCUCAGUGCCAUUACUCGAUCUCGAAAAAUGUACGAAAGCUUAUGGGAAAUCGGUGCCAAUUCGUAGCGGCCAUCUUUGCGCUGGUCACACAGACGGUUCAUCGGGAAGUUGUGUGGGUGAUUCUGGUGGACCACUGCAAUGUCGCCGUCCAGAUGGAGUAUGGCAACUGGCUGGAGUCACUUCUUUUGGAUCAGGAUGUGCCAGGCCAGGAUAUCCUGACGUUUAUACUAGGAUACAGUAUUAUGUGAAGUGGAUAAGAAAUAUUAUGAACAAUGACGAUGAUACGCUAUAUUUAUAA
Habropoda laboriosa is the source of this 957-nucleotide messenger RNA. Its product is annotated as chymotrypsinogen A-like. Bases 1 to 957 code for a protein of 318 amino acids. The transcript has 5 exons. Lineage: Eukaryota; Metazoa; Arthropoda; Insecta; Hymenoptera; Apidae. Gene Ontology annotation, biological process: proteolysis. The record is from RefSeq and is a predicted model, not a curated record. Gene Ontology annotation, molecular function: serine-type endopeptidase activity.